CUAGAAGUGGGAUCUACGGCACCUGGGCACUUCCAAUGCAAUUAUCGAUUCAACCGUCAGCCCCACCAAAAAAAGUUCAUAGGAACGACUCGGCUAUCACGAUAAGAUCACUAGCAGAUUUUCAAGCCCCGUGGAAUCUAUUGGCGAGUGUUCAGUCUCAUGAGAGUUUGUUGUUCUAACAUCGUAGCUCCCUGUCCCGGAGUCCCAUUGCAUGAUAGGAGACAGUGCUCCUCGCGAGGAAGAAACGUUGGCUGUUUGAGCAGCACCGAGUCCCAUCUUUGGCGCGGGCCCGAAUUCAAAGCAUAUCAGGUCGGUCGGUCAAUCAAUCAAUCUGUGCUCUGCGGAUCAUUGGAGCCAGCAAAUCCAUCGUCCGCGCUCUUCCAUUGGAAGACAGGCGAGUGGACACUGCAACUUGCACUCUCUUGCAUUCUUGCUUGCAUCCUAAUAUCACCAUCCCCCUUCCAUCCUUCUUGCUUGGAUUCUCAACAUGUCCUCCUCCACCGAUGGCCGAGUUCCAGCCUGGAAGCGAUUGGGCCUCAAGCUCAAAGCUGCUCCCGAUAGCCAAACCGAGAGCGCUCCCUCGCGAGCACUUGCUGCCCCAUCCCCUCUCGCCAACGGCAUAAGCGCGGCUGGCAAACGCAAGUCUUUUGGCGCCUCCGAGCCAGACCAUUCUGCAAAGAAGCCGCGGAGGGACAACAUCUCUACCCCUUCCAAGUCCAAUACCCCCAAGGCUGUCUCCUUUGCUGCCGAACCCGAAGUCCGGACCUUCACUACGCCUACAGCUAAAGAGAAGAAGCCUCCGAAGAAGGAGAAGCAAAAGCCCGCCAAGCCAGCUCAGCAGACUCCCAGGGGAACACAACCCAACAACGCCGUGAAACCUUUGGCCAAGAAGGAGAACGCCGUCGCGAACCUGCAGUCCGCUCUAGAGUACUUGCGGCAGUGGCAUUCUGCGCGAGACUCUUGGAAGUUCAACAAGAAUCACCAGACAAGGUUACUCGAGUACGUCUUCUCCGACGAAACGACCAUACCAGCUGUCGAUAUCGAUAUCUUCUUCAAAUACAUCAGCCCCCUCAAGGGUUUUGUUCGGAAGCGGUUGCGUGAGACCGCGGUCGAGGUCAAGAACAAGGAUAUGGAUCAAGGCGCCGAGGGCUUCUCGUCCUCCAACAAGCAAGCCGCCGUGAGGAAGCAAAAGGAGUAUGAGGAGAUCAUCGCAGGCUUUCUCAAGGAGGGGACGUCGCCCGGAAAGAGGCGCUUCGAAGAGGUGGACUAUGUUCUGCGGACAACGGACAUGGAGAUGCAACGGCGUGUAGUGAAGCGAAUGCGUGCGGAAAUGGUUCUUGACGAACUUUCAGGCAGCGAAGAUUCUGAAACGUCCACCAGCACGGCAACAGUAACUGACGCAGAGUCAGAAGACACAGCCGGAGAAGCCUCCAAAGAGAGUGGGUCAGGUGCCCCGGACGGUGACAAGAGAGCCAAACUCAACGACGGCACCCAACGCAGGAUAAGAAGGAAGAAGGUGCGAACAGCUGAGGUGGAGGACACCAGCAGCUCAUCAGACAAUGAUUCGGACUCGGACUCGGACUCGGACACGAGCAGCAGUGGCAGCGACUCAUCGGACGACUCAGACUCAGAUGUUGUCAUGGAGGUUGAUCAAACACGGAACGAGGCAGAGACAUCGUCAAGUAGUAGCUCAUCUUCGUCAUCCGAGGCAGAAUCAGACGAUGAUUCCAGCGAUCAAGACGAAUCAUAGUACUUCAGCAGGAAACGUCGAUUUCGUGAUAGCUACUUAGUAAGGAUGCUCAAGUAGCUAUAUCAAUAAUUGUUCGAAUUCCCUGAUGUACAACAGCAGACAGUUUCAAAUGAGCAUACAAUCCUCAGACGGCUUGAAGUCUUCCUAUUUUCAGUGUGAAGCGUCAGAUAUUGCAUCCGGUAAAUUUUAAUUUUCAGGUUUCGGGAGGGGGGGGUUUUUUUUUAAAAUCUUUUUUUUUUUUUUUUUUAAAUCA
This is a messenger RNA of Truncatella angustata, 2003 nucleotides long. RefSeq lists its product as uncharacterized. The transcript has a single exon. The record is from RefSeq and is a predicted model, not a curated record. Bases 488 to 1750 code for a protein of 420 amino acids. NCBI's taxonomy places the organism in Eukaryota, Fungi, Ascomycota, Sordariomycetes, Amphisphaeriales, Sporocadaceae.